CUUUUCCUACACAAUCUGUUCGAGAUAUUGUGAGAACAUUUUCAGCUGUUUUCAAAGAACAAUUAAAGUUCGUUCACAAUUUUAAAUCAGUUGCUUGAUUCCUGGAUCUCGUUAAGAUGAAGUCGUUAUUUUGCAUCCUAUUUAUAAGUUGCUAUGUAGCACUUGUUUUCAGUAUCCCGUAUGAUCGACAGUGUCAUAUACUGUAUGAACACGAUGCAACUAUUAAAGGUGAAGUCAUCAGUCCCUUCUAUGAUGAAGGAGCUUAUCCAGAUGGUUUGUGGUGUGAAUACAGGAUAAGGGCACCACAAGGACAUAGAAUUAAACUAACUUUUAAGGAUCUAGAUAUUGAUCCUACUGGCGACAGCUUAGUAGUUUAUUCAAAAGCCAAGGAAAGUAUUUUGGCUGAAUUUAGUGGAAGCCAACUUCCAAAGCCUGUUCUCUCGAAACCUGAUGAAAGUGAGAUAAUGCUUCUGUUUUUCACUGACUUCAUGAUUGCAGGCAGGGGAUUUAUAAUACAAUAUGAGUCAGCGCCUGAUAUGGAGCUCUGCAACAAAAAUGAAGGAGUUUGCAGGAAUCGCAAUUGUUACUCUCUAUCUAGAAAGUGUGAUGGUGUCGAUGAUUGUGGUGAUGGGACAGACGAGGAAAAAUGCGGAAAACCAGUAGCUCUACCGUCUGAAGAGUGUGGACAAACUCCUAUCACCCCCAACACCAUGUUCAGUUCUCCUGAUAGACAGGUUGGGGGUAUUCCAGUAGUUCCCAACAGUUGGCCCUGGCAAGUUUCAUUGCAACACACCUACAAGGAACCCAACGCUCAUUUUUGUGGAGGUUCUCUCAUUAGUCCGCAAUGGGUGCUGACGGCGGCUCACUGUGUGGUUGGAAAAUCCCAUGACCCUCAUGAUAUGAAGAUUGUUCUAGGAAGUCAUGGUAAAUAUAAUAAAACGAAGUACGAAGUCGUAAGAGUGGCAGAGAGAAUUAUAUCCUAUCCUGAUUUAGAGGGAGAACAGUUGAGAUACAUGACAUUUACCCAUGACGUAGCUUUAGUGAAAUUGAAUGCUCCUGUAACUUAUAGUGAUGGCAUUCAACCCGUUUGCUUGCCUAGUAUCGGUUGGGAAGUUAAACCAGGAACGGUAUGUUAUUCCACUGGAUGGGGAGAAACCAGAGGCUCUGGAUUUGCUGCUGUUCUUAAACAAACUGAGCAAAUUGUACAGUCAAAAGACAACUGUUCAUACGACUUAAAAACACAAGUGUGUGUGUCUAAAACCAAACAAUCUCCUUGUCACGGAGAUAGUGGGGGACCACUAUCGUGCAGACUUGGUACUAAAUGGUGGGUAUUUGGAGCUACAAGUUUUGGCUCUGACUCCAACAUGAUGACCGGUCUCUGUGGAACACCCAACACAAAAGUAGUUUUCUCAAGCAUAGCAGAUAAAGGCGAUUGGAUUCGUAAAGUGAUAGAGAAGUUAAACUGAAUGUUUUAAAUAGUGUUAUAAAUUUACAGAGCAAAUAAAAUAAAAUAAAUUAUUGUC
This is a messenger RNA of Parasteatoda tepidariorum (common house spider), 1523 nucleotides long. RefSeq names its product chymotrypsin B. NCBI's taxonomy places the organism in Eukaryota, Metazoa, Arthropoda, Arachnida, Araneae, Theridiidae. Gene Ontology annotation, molecular function: serine-type endopeptidase activity; protein binding. The record is from RefSeq and is a predicted model, not a curated record. Gene Ontology annotation, biological process: proteolysis.